Messenger RNA from Vicia villosa (hairy vetch), 2076 nucleotides. RefSeq lists its product as uncharacterized. Gene Ontology annotation, biological process: DNA repair; telomere maintenance. NCBI's taxonomy places the organism in Eukaryota, Viridiplantae, Streptophyta, Magnoliopsida, Fabales, Fabaceae. The record is from RefSeq and is a predicted model, not a curated record. Bases 1 to 2076 code for a protein of 691 amino acids. The transcript is spliced from 15 exons. Gene Ontology annotation, molecular function: DNA helicase activity.
AUGAAAAAUUGGUUUGUAAAAGGGGAGUGGUUUUAUGAAGUCCUUAUAUAUAAGAUAUAUGAAGAUCAUUUUGAACUUAUUGAAUUGGAUCCCGUUGGUUUCAUUCCAUGGAAGGUGAAUAUUUCAGCCGAAGAAGGUGGUUCUUAUAAUGAUGCUCCCGAGGACAAUGUUCCAAUUGAAGAUCCUGCUCCUGUCACUUCUACCAAUCUUCAGCAUCGGUUAUGGUUAUGUAAUGAAGAGUGGAAUGAAGAGUUUGUAACUCCUACAUGGUUUGGUUAUUUAUGGUAUUGGUUGGCUACACUUUUCUGCAGUAUCAUACCAGUGUUCAAUAUGGCAAGACCAUUAGCAAAAAUAUGUGACAUCAAUGACAGCAAAGAACUUUGGAAAGUUUCUGUUCGUGUGCACCACAAAUGGACAGUUGUUUCGAACAAGAGGGAGCAUUUUGAGAUGAUUUUUGUUGAUGUAUCGGGUGGUGACAUACAUGUUGUUGUUCCUGCACCGCAUGUAUCUCUUUUUUCUGAAAAAAUGGUCUUGGAUCAUAGUUACACUGUUUCCAAUUUUAAGGUUCAGGCUAAUGUUGCGGCUUUCAGACCUUCGUCUCAUAAGUUUAUGUUGAAGUUUACUGCUGGCACUACGGUUACGGAUGAUAACAACGCUGAAAUACCUCCAAAGCCGUUGGUGUUUACUAAAUUUACUGAUAUAAUAAACGGCAACUUUAACAAGGAUGUGCUAAUAGAUGUCAUUGGUAUGGUGGAAAGUAUUGGGUAUUCACAGACCACAUCAGGUGCCCGGAAGCAGCAGAUUAACAUGAUGCUGCGUGACCGGGGUGAGAAUACUAUCAAUUGCACGCUUUGGGAAUCCUAUGCUGAACAAUUCAUGAAGUUCAAGCAGGAGCGCGGAGAUGAUUCUGGUCCUAUUUUUGUCAUGAUUCAAUAUGCUAAAGUCAAGGAACAGGGUAAGUUUCCAUUGUCCGUGACAAACACGUUUAAUAUUACCGUCCUUGGUCUGAAUACUGAUUUACUGCCGAUGAAAGAGUUUAUAGAAAGUUUUCCGAAGGAUUCCAUGAUUACGUUGUCUGGCCAGGAGGGUUCCAAUUCACAGCUUUCAGCACAAAACUCUGAAAAUCAACAGAUGACUCCUGUACAGAAAUUGCUUUCAAAGGCUGUUGUAAUGCCUAUUGGGGAUAUUAUAAAACUCAGAACUAUUACAUUUUGUGCGACUGUGGGAGAAGCUAACAUGCUGGUUGCCUCUCCGUAUGGCUGGUAUUAUCGUGGUUGUCAUGCUUGCUCAUGUAUUGCGCGUGGUGACAGAGCUCCGUUUGAGUGUGAGGCUGGACAUUUCACUGAGGCAGAGAUUUUUAGGUAUAAGAUUGAGAUUGAGGUUACUCAUGCCGGGAAUAGCUGUAACUUUUUAUUUUGGGACCGAGAGUGUGAGUUACUUUUGGGAUUGUCUGCUUCUCAGCUGCGUCAUACAAUGAUUAAGGCUGGCAUUCAUGAUCCCUUGGAAUUCCCACUGGCAUUGGAUCAGAUGUUGGAUUGCAAGAUGGCUUUCAAAGUUAAGUGGCAACCACGUUGGAAGAAUGCCUCUGUCGUUAUGCUAUUGAAGAAUGACCCUUUUGUGAAAGAGCUUGCUGAUCAGUUUGACCCAGAUGAGAUGAAACAGCCUACUGUCGAAGCAAUGACCACUGUUCGAUCCGAACCUAAUUUUUUCGUCGUAAGGACGUUUACUGAUCUUGAUGAGACAUAUGUUGCAGACAUGUUACGACAUACAAAGCUUAUAAUAUGGGAUGAGCCACCAAUGGCGCAUAAGUAUGCAAUAGAAUCGCUUGACAGAACUUUGAAAGAUGUUAUGAGUGCAAACAAAAAUUCAACUGAUGUAUUUGGUGGAAAGGGACAGUCAUUGGAUAACGUUGGUUUGUACUUACCAAAAGAUGUAUUCACACAUGGCCAGAUUUAUGACGCAUUGUCAAGAGUAACAACAAAAAAGGGAAUCAAAAUACUGAUACAUGAUGAAGAAAAGAAAUUCAGGGGGAAAACUACAAAUAUUGUGUAUAAAGAGGUUUUUAACAAUGUCUAA